AUGAACGCCGUGUACAUCAUCAAGGAAGGGACUCAUGCUGAUCUGAUCGUACGUAACGGAAUUAACGCCAAUCUAGUGACCUUGCGAAACAUCCACGCCGUUAAAGAGGGUGAGGCACCCUCUCUCACCAGCACUGCCGUCGAGUCCUCGGCCGCCUCGAUCAGCAUCGAGAAGCAUGGUGGUGACUCGGUGGAUCUUGCUCAGUCCAUCAAGGCAGAAACAGACGAUAAUGAAUCCGAGAAACCUUCGACAUCCAAGAAGAAGGUCCGUCCGGGGACAAGGGACAAGGACGUUGAGGCCCUCGCCGAGUCCAAGGCCCACCCAUCCCCAGGCCGAGGCGGCGUGUCCGUUUCUUUGAAGGGCUUCUGCGGCCUCGCCGGGCCCUCGGGCGCCUGGAAAUCCACCAUUAUGGCCCUCGUCCAACGCAUGUACAAGCGGGGCGCCGGCACGAUCGAGAUCGACGGCGUCGACAUCGCCGCGCUCGAAGCCACCAGCUUCCGCGACGACAGUGUGCUUCAACGUCGACUUCAGCGCGAUGGAACAGAUGCUCGGUCACUGACGGUGCCGCGUUCCCGUGUCGCCUGCCCCGCGGCUUCAGGGCCCCUGGUCCCCGUGAUAAAAGUAAUGUAA
This is a messenger RNA of Colletotrichum graminicola M1.001, 630 nucleotides long. RefSeq names its product ABC multidrug transporter SitT. The transcript is spliced from 3 exons. The record is from RefSeq and is a predicted model, not a curated record. NCBI's taxonomy places the organism in Eukaryota, Fungi, Ascomycota, Sordariomycetes, Glomerellales, Glomerellaceae. Bases 1 to 630 code for a protein of 209 amino acids.